Messenger RNA from Sceloporus undulatus (fence lizard), 1766 nucleotides. RefSeq names its product chromosome 6 C10orf67 homolog (gene C6H10orf67). Bases 141 to 1490 code for a protein of 449 amino acids. The transcript is spliced from 15 exons. The record is from RefSeq and is a predicted model, not a curated record. Lineage: Eukaryota; Metazoa; Chordata; Lepidosauria; Squamata; Phrynosomatidae.
UAAAAUUGCAUAUAGAAUAGAAUGGAAUGUAAUAGAAUAUUUCUAAGCAUGGAGUCCUCAUACAUGUCUUUAUUUUUUAAAAAACUAAACUGCUCUAUUAUCAUGUUUUGAGAAGAUGCUGGAACAUUUAAGCUUGAGCAAUGUUUGUUGCAACAGACCGCACAAUCUCUGUGCAUAGUUACUCAGAUAAAGAAGUCAAGAUGCGGCAUAGUUUCCAACAACAAUUAUGUGAUGCACUAGCAAUUCUUCAAGCACACUAUGCAAAAUAUUUUAGUAUAGAGAAAGAAAUAUAUGGAGAAGAUGAUGAUUCAAUAGCCAGAAAGUUUGAGAGGUUAAGGAGUGAGCUUGAUGAGCAGGCUACUACAAUCCAAAGUCUAGAAGAAGAGCUGCAGGAGUAUAAAGACCGAGAAAAGCCAUGCUUUGCCUUUCCAUCAAAAGAUGAAAUGGACAGCUUCUUAAUCUUUCAGUUUUCAGACAGAGACAUUGAAACACAGUUGCUUAAGCAAGAAAUUUGUGAGUUCAAAGAACAAAUGGCCAGCCUGACUGAAAGAUAUACACGCCUUCAAGAAACUAUGAAACGCAGAGAAAAAGAACAUACUGACUUAGAAACUGAAAUGCAACGUAUUAGAGAGAGAAAAGAGAAAGAUAUGAAGACAAUGCAAAAGCUACUGACAACUCAAGAAAUAUUGAAACUGGAACUUGAACGGGAGAAGCAGCGAGUGCUAUCUAAAGCUCGGGAUCUAAAAGAGGCACACGAUACUCUAGCAAAAUUAACAGAAGCCCAAGACGACACUAUGCUAAAGGUACCAUCAGUCGAUGAAGAAAAAUCAGAUAAGAGGAAAAGGAGACUGAAAGGGAAGGCAGCCAAAGAAGCGGCUGCCAGAGAAGCUGGAGCCCAAGCAGCUGCUGCCAAAGUAGCUACCAUCAAAGAAGCCAUUGCUAAAGAGGCUAAAGAAAAGGAAUUGUUAUUGGAGUCUGAUAAGGCUGAAGUGGAAAAAGACAGAGCAACUGAGAGAAAAGAAUUUCAGGAUGAGAUAACGAGGCUGAAGAAAGCUGAGGAGCAGGCAAAGCUGCAUGCACAGAGACUCCAACAGGAAUUGUAUCAUACCAGUCGAAGUUGGCAAAUGAAGUUUGAAAUUCUAAAGAAAAGCCUGCAUGCCAUUAAAGAUGAGAUGUUCCUUAGACAAUCAUUGCGUCAGUCAACCAAAUUUAGACGCACAUCUCUUACAGAGAGGAACACUCUUCCUGCACUUAGCCAGAACCCUCCAAGCAAAAAAAAUACAUUUUUGACUGGUUUAUACAUGCAAUAUCCACCUCUGCCAGAAAUAAAGUCGCAAAGAGUCACAGGAACGAAUGAAGAAGGGAGCAGCGAUAGCAAUAAAAUUCCAGUUACAAUUGAAAUUCCUAGUGCAUUUGAGGGUGAGUCUGCAGAAGAGGAAGACUUUGAGGAAUCUUCAUCACUGCCAUCACCCCUUUCUUCUACACUUUGAUCACCUGCUGAGAGAAGAGGAAGAGGAGAUCCAUUGCCACAUCUUGCUAGGCCACCUGGAAAGGAUGCUUUCUCUCUCUGAGGCUGCCCUGGAAAAUCAUCCCUCCUGAUUCCAGCACUUUCCUGGUUAAGUUUCCCAAUUAUGGAGCUGGGAGGUCAACAGUUUCUGCACUUUCACACACUUGGCUUGUAGGUUUGGCCAUCCCCACUGGAAAACUAGGUAUUGACUUCUUUAAGUCGCAAGUGGCAUUCAAUAAAGUAGUAACGUAGACACAUC